Messenger RNA from Anthonomus grandis grandis, 2721 nucleotides. Its product is annotated as histone H4 transcription factor-like. The transcript has 10 exons. Gene Ontology annotation, molecular function: DNA-binding transcription factor activity, RNA polymerase II-specific; RNA polymerase II transcription regulatory region sequence-specific DNA binding; methylenetetrahydrofolate reductase [NAD(P)H] activity. Gene Ontology annotation, biological process: L-methionine metabolic process; regulation of transcription by RNA polymerase II. NCBI's taxonomy places the organism in Eukaryota, Metazoa, Arthropoda, Insecta, Coleoptera, Curculionidae. The record is from RefSeq and is a predicted model, not a curated record. Gene Ontology annotation, cellular component: nucleus. Bases 281 to 2479 code for a protein of 732 amino acids.
CUUGAACAAUCUUUAAGAACCAUACUAUUGAAGCUCCAUGCCAUUCCGUUUUACUUGGACGAUACAUUCUCUGAUGAGGCCAGUUUUAGUAUCAGAAUAGAAACUAGCAUGUUAUCUACUGUGGAAUUUAAUUCUAUGCCAGCAUAUGAGGAUUUUCCGUGGAUCGAGCAAGAAACUGAGCAAGAUAUCGUUGAAAGUGAGACCUCGAUCGUUCCAAUACACAUGCUAGACUCCGAUAGUUUAAAGCUGCAAUUUUACGUGGAAAAGAAGCAAAACUAAAAUGGAUAAAACGGCCAAAACGAAAACGGUGGGGGUGUUCGAGAACGUGGUCACCCAAGAACGUUGCAAGAGAAAGAAGAAAUUUAAGACCCAUCGGUUUUCGGAUGACGAUUCCUCACCCUCUGAGUCCGAUUUGGUGAUCGAUGACUCGGAAGAGACUUUGAAACGUAAAAAGACCCAGCAAACCGGUGUCAGAGUCAGACUGAAGGAAGAAACGUUAAAUUUGGCUUGCCAGUGGCUUGAGUGUAGUGAACAUUUUGAAGAUGAAACGUCUUUUUAUUGCCAUUUGAGUUCGCAUGUUACGGAAAAUGAUGAUCUAAAAUGUAAAUGGUCGGACUGUCCCGACCCCAAUGCCCAGCCCAUGUCCGCCCUACUAGAGCGCCACUUGACUUAUCACGGAUACGUCGCGAAACUGAUCAGUAUCGGACAGAACGUGGUGAACCGCAACAAUUUUCCCGAUUGUUCGUUACCGAAAAAAUACACGGUGGACGUACCCCCGAUGACGACGUAUUACGAGUGCGAGUGGCAGGGCUGCGAACACGUGAAAACGAACACGUUCGGCGACUUGUUGGCGCACGUGCAGUGUCACGUGAUGGCCGCGCCCACCGGCAAAAAGGCGGGGCAAAAGUGCGUCGUACCUUGUUUAUGGAAAUGUUGUUCGAUGCAAUUUAACAGCCGUUACAAACUGGCGGACCAUUUAAAAAUCCAUACUAAAGAACGCGUGGUCGGUUGUCCCACUUGCUAUUCACUUUUUUCCAGUAAAACGACCUUCUCGGACCAUCGGAAGCGCCAAAUGCAGUCUUACAUGCGUAGUUAUCAAUGCUCGCAAUGUCUGAAACUGUUCUCGGUGGAGCGGCUUUUGAGCGAUCACAUGCGCUCCCAUAUAAACCAGUACAAGUGCAAUUUAUGCGAUAUGACCAGUCCGAAGCCCUCGAUGCUCGCCAAGCAUUACCGGUACCGGCACAUGUCCGUUAGGCCCUUCAAUUGUCAUAUUUGUAAUAAAAGUUUUGUAACCAAAUCCAACCUAAACACCCACCUAUUAACCCACGAGGAUAAACCGUUUAAGUGCGACCAAUGUGAGUUCGGGUGUAAAAGUAAAGUUGGUUUGAAGAAUCACAUGCUCAAGGUGCACGGGCUUAUGGAUGCAUCAAAGUACGAGUGUCAAGUGUGUAAAGUGCUUUUUAAGAGAGGAGACUAUUUGACGUACCAUUUGAUUAAUCGUCAUAAUUUCCAUUGGCCUUCUGGGCAUAGCAGAUUUAGGUACCGCAAAGACACCGACGGCAUAUUCCGUCUACAAACCGUACGUUACGAGAGCAUCGAAGUAACCGAACAAAUGAUCCAGAGUGAGUCGCAACAAGCAGCAAACAACCCGUCCGCGGUCGUUUACAACGUAACAUGCGACGAAGACGAUUACAAAUUGACCAUCGAGGAGCACGAGGUCAAUGAGCGAAUUUCUGAUCCGGCAACAAGUAGCAACAAAGUUAUCAUCGUAUUCGAAGACCUUGACGAGGAAGGAAACGUGAUACUGAAGAAAGAGAUCGAUACGAAUAAUUUGUUUGUUAGUGAGGGAGAUGGAGAGGUGCAGGAGGAGAAGAAAGUUUUGGCCAGUAGAAAUAUGCCUCACUUUGAACAGGUUUAUUUGAAGAACUGGCCUCACAUUCUGGAACACGACGACACAAAAUGCGAUUUUCCUUAUGCCUCCGACCUAGUAUCCUUCAUCAAAGCGAAUUUCCAAGAUGAUUUUUCGGUGGGCAUCGCUGGCUACCCCAACGGACACCCCCAUUGUAAAACUUUAGAAGAGGAUAUGGAACAUCUAAAGAAAAAGGUAGACAGUGGUGCGGAUUUCAUCGUGACCCAAGCGACCUUCUGCUACGACACCCUCGAACAAUUCGCGGCGAGGUGCUUAGAAAACGACAUAAAAGUGCCGAUAUUACCGGGCGUGUUGGUAAUAAAAUCUUAUAAAACUUUACUGACGAUCGCGCGAUGUUGCGAGUUUAAAGUGGCCGAGCACGUGUUCGCAUUUGUUAAAGAAAACAGGGAAAAACCAGAGGUGGUGGAGAAUUACGGGCUCGAAUUGGCCGCCCAAUUGGUGGCGAAAAGUUGGGCGCAUCCGGGGUUGUUGGCGGGGGCGCACAUAUUCACCAUGAACGAUUUGGGGGAGGUGAACAAGGUACUCGCUAAGGUUUCUGAACAGGUUUAGUCAGAAGAUUUUUUGGACUGGAAUUACACUGUGGAACCAUGUGGAUUUCAGUGAAGAAUCCACGUUCAAUUUCGUUUCCUUCGAGUUAAUUAAACGAGUACAAUGUCACUGAAUUGCAGCAAAAGUAUAUUGGUUUAUGUGUGAAACGGACUAUAUUUAAGAAAAUGUCUUUGUUUUUUUUUUAUUCCAGGUAGUCCAUAGAUGUCAUUCUUCUAUUUAAAUAAAAAAUAACUUUAACUGUC